Molecule: messenger RNA, 483 nt
Organism: Prunus armeniaca (apricot)
Lineage: Eukaryota; Viridiplantae; Streptophyta; Magnoliopsida; Rosales; Rosaceae
Source: the annotation of a GenBank genome assembly
AUGGGUGUGACAAGUAUCACACAGGAGUUCCUGUGCCCAAUUGCCCCGGCACGCAUGUUCAAGGCUUUGAUCAUAGACUCUAAAAAUUUGAUACCAAGGCUGUUGCCCCAGUUCAUAGCAAGCGUUGAUAUAACUCAAGGAGAUGGGGGAGCAGGAAGCAUUGAACAAGUCAACUUCACAGAAGCCAGCCAUUUCAGAUACGUGAAGCACCGAAUCGAUGAACUUGACCAAGAUAAUUUUGUGUGCAAGUACACCAUGAUUGAAGGGGAUGCAUUAGGUGACAAGCUUGACUCGAUUGCUUAUGAGGUCAAGUUUGAGGCAGCCAGUGAUGGGAGCUCAAUCUGCAAGAUGACAAGUAAAUACAACACCAUAGGGGAGUUUGAGGUCAAAGAAGAGGAAAUCAUAUCAGGAAAGAACAGUGCUAUGGGGAUAUACAAAGUUGUGGAAGCCUACCUCUUGGAGAACCCACAUGUUUAUUCUUGA